Rosa rugosa (rugosa rose) is the source of this 1708-nucleotide messenger RNA. RefSeq names its product UDP-glycosyltransferase 87A1-like. The transcript has 2 exons. Lineage: Eukaryota; Viridiplantae; Streptophyta; Magnoliopsida; Rosales; Rosaceae. The record is from RefSeq and is a predicted model, not a curated record. Gene Ontology annotation, molecular function: UDP-glycosyltransferase activity. The coding region runs from base 132 to 1502 and encodes 456 amino acids.
UUGAUUAUUGUUUUUGUGCUUGAAGACUACGUCUGGUCAUUCAUUCUAAAUGAGUUCUUCUUCUUCUUCGUAAGUCAUUCAUCCUCUGUUACCAAACUUCCUAACCUGAUCGAUCGUCAUACAAUUCCAAAAUGGAUUCCGUCACCAUAGGACAACCAACCGGCGUCUGCCACAUAGUAGCCAUGCCCCAUCCCGGCCGGGGUCACAUAAACCCUAUGAUGAACCUCUGCAACUUGCUAGUUUCCCAAAAGAGUGAUAUUCUAAUAACCUUCGUCCUCACAGAAGAGUGGCUUGGCUUAAUUGGGUCUGAAGCCAAGCCGGACAACAUUCGCUUUGCCACAAUCCCUAAUGUGGUCCCAUCGGAGAAGGAACGUGCCGCCGAUAUGGUUGCGUUCUUUGAAGCCGUCAUGACCAAAAUGGAAGUUCCGUUUGAGCAACUCCUGGAGGUUCUCGAGCCACCACCUAGUGCCAUUGUGGCUGACACUUUUCUGCCUUGGGCAGUCGCCGUCGGCAACCGGAGGAACAUUUCUUCGGCGUCGUUUUGGCCAAUGAUGGGGUCCCAUUUCUCCGUGUUCCAGCAUUUUCAUCUCUUCCAGCAAAAUGGACACUUCCCAAUUGACUUGUUAGAGAAGGGCAAUGAACGUGUUGACUACAUCCCAGGAGUUUCUUCCAUACGGUUAGCGGACACUACUAAUUUCAUUGAUGGAAGCCAAUCAAAAAUUCUAGACAAUAUCCUCAAGGAUUUUUCUUGGGUGCCCAAAGCACAAUAUCUCUUUGUCACCUCCAUCUAUGAGCUUGAAACCCAAGUGAUUGAUGCUAUAAGAUCAGAACUCUCACUACCAGUUUACACAAUAGGCCCAUUACUACCUUCCUUCAAAGCUAUCAGCCCCACUAGUAAUAACCAUCUACAAUGGUUGGAUUCUCAACCUUGUAGCUCUGUUUUAUAUAUCUCUAUGGGAAGCUUUCUUUCAGUUUCAAGUGCUCAAAUGGAUGAGAUCGCAGUUGGUUUGCGAAAGAGUGGUGUUCGAUUCUUUUGGGUUGCUCGCACUGAAACGAAUAGGUUACAAGAGGUUUGUGGUGAUAUGGGGUUAGUUGUUCCCUGGUGUGACCAGUUUAGAGUGUUGUGCCAUUCUUCUGUUGGUGGGUAUUGGUCACAUUGUGGAUGGAACUCAGUUAGAGAAGGUGUUUUUGGAGGUGUUCCUUUUCUUACCUUUCCCAUAACUUUCGAUCAAGGUACAAAUAGUAAAGUGGUUGUGGAGGAUUGGAAAAUUGGGUGGAGGGUGAAGAGUACUGAGGCGAAAAUCGACCAUUUGGUGACAAGUGAGGAAAUUGCAGUGUUAGUGAAAAAAUUUAUGGAUUUGGAGGAUGAUGAAGGGAAAGAAUUGAGAAGGAGAACAAGUGAACUCCAACAGAUAUGGAAAGGUGCCAUUGCAGAAGGCGGUUCAACUAAAACUGGCAUCAAUGCGUUCAUUAGAGACAUUUCACAGAGCCUUGAGGGUUAAGCAGAACUGAAUCUUCUUGUUGGAUCGAUGUUUCACUAAGAUUGUUUAGACCAUGGAUUUCCUUCACUGGAUACUCGUCAUAAUGUAUGACUAAAGAGAACAUGAUUAGUUGCAUUUGAUUUUGUUUAGUUAAAAAUGUGUAGUGACAUGUUUACCCCAUCCAGUUUAAUUAUGGAUGUGUUUUAUAUUAUUUUUGAUCACAUAGA